Molecule: messenger RNA, 618 nt
Organism: Fraxinus pennsylvanica
Lineage: Eukaryota; Viridiplantae; Streptophyta; Magnoliopsida; Lamiales; Oleaceae
Source: the annotation of a GenBank genome assembly
AUGCGCACCAUCAUCUUUCAAUCCGACGUACGCGCCUCCGACCCUGUCGGAGGAUGUUACAGAAUAAUACGGAGUUUGGAGCGACAAAUAAAUGUAGCAAAAGCUGAGCUCGAAAUUGUCCUCUACCACCUCGCCCUAUGUCGAGCACAGGCCGCAGCUGCCCAACAACAAGCAGCAUUGCGAGCCGUGGACGACACGGAUUCGACGCUGAAUUGUGAUGUGAUUAAUGGGGACCCUUUGGGAUCUUAUGAUGAAUCAAAUAAUAUUUAUCAUCACAAUCUUCAUGUUCAACCCCCACAGCAGCUGGGGCAUGAUCAGUAUAUUGAUCAAGAACAGAUUGCACUGCAAGAGAUUAAUGCAUGGGGGAUCAAUGCACAGGAAUCUACUUCUUCAUCUUUCCCUAUCAAUCAUCGGACGGUUGUAGAUGAAUGUGAUGAAAUCAGACCGAUUCUUGAUUUACAUGAUGAGAGAGAGGAGUUCAAAUUUGAUCCAGCAGAUGAAAAUGAGAAAGAAGAGUAUUCAGAAAGGGCAAAAGGCCACAUUCAAGGAAGAGGAUGGCUGCUUCUACCCAUCCGAUCAAGAUCAGGAUCUUUGAGGGAACAGGCUGGAAGAUCAUAG